AUGAAGAGCCUGUACCAGGCUGCUGGCCGGACGCUGGUUACGCUAGGCUGUCUCAGCACAUUCUCUGGACUCAUCGCUUUCUUCCCUGUGUUUUCUCACAAGAUUUGGUUCACAGGAUGGAGUGUUCGAAUUGCUUGUCCCAUCUGGAAUGGAGCUUUGGCCGUCGCUGCAGGUGUUUUUCUACUGCUUGCUCACAGGGAGAGGACCCAGAGAGACCUGUGGGAAGCCAGUUUCACCUUUGUGACUCUCAGCGUUCUGGGAUGCCCCCUUCAUUUUGCCAUCGCCUUGGAAUCUGCCCUCCUCGGCCCAUACUGCUUCUACUCCUUCUCAGGAAUCGCAGGGGAAAACUACCUGGGAUCUGCAGUGGCCUUUCCAUUUCCCUACGCACGAUUCCCCUCGGUCUGUGUGGACCCACCACACUACGAGGAGUUCCACCUGACGCUCCAAGUCCUCGACCUGGGCCUCAGCUUUGCCAUGUUUUGUGCCUCGCUGACUGCACUUGCCAAGCUUUCGGCAAGACUUUUCCAGAAAGGAGACGUAAAUGUAAGCUUCACAAAAGGGGAGGGGGUGAUGGUUUUGUCCUGA
This is a messenger RNA of Elephantulus edwardii (Cape elephant shrew), 585 nucleotides long. RefSeq names its product transmembrane protein 212 (gene TMEM212). The transcript has 3 exons. NCBI's taxonomy places the organism in Eukaryota, Metazoa, Chordata, Mammalia, Macroscelidea, Macroscelididae. The record is from RefSeq and is a predicted model, not a curated record. The coding region runs from base 1 to 585 and encodes 194 amino acids.